Molecule: messenger RNA, 2039 nt
Organism: Manis javanica (Malayan pangolin)
Lineage: Eukaryota; Metazoa; Chordata; Mammalia; Pholidota; Manidae
Gene: IRF3
Product: interferon regulatory factor 3
Biological process (GO): regulation of transcription by RNA polymerase II; immune system process
Cellular component (GO): nucleus
Molecular function (GO): RNA polymerase II cis-regulatory region sequence-specific DNA binding; DNA-binding transcription factor activity, RNA polymerase II-specific; protein binding
Source: RefSeq, a predicted model, not a curated record
UUACCUGGGCCCUGGCCCCGCCGCCGCCACCUCCUCCACUGAACUUGUAUAAACUUUUAUUUAGAAGUACAACUUCCCCGCCCCUGCGCAUGGCAUCCUGCAAACGUAGAAAGGGCGGAGCGUUCGGUGCCCGCUUAAUUUGCAUGUGACGUUCCCAGCAUGCCCGUGGCAGGAAGGCCUGAAAAGGGCAUGGGGUGGGGGACGUCCGGACUUUCGGUGCCGCCUCUUUGGCUCUGGAGUCUUGUCACCCGACUGACAAGAAAGUUGUCUUUAUUUCAAGAAAUCGGUAGAAAAGAAAACCCUGCCGCUGUAAAACUGAGCUGACGAGGAGAGUGUGCAGCUGCGAGUUCGAGAGCUACCGGACCCUAAAGGCAGGGUCCAGCACCCUACGCGCCCCGACCUUUUACGUAGGUAUCAUGGAAGAACCGAGGAGUUGGUGGCGGCCGCGAGUGAGGAACGGGAGAAAGGAUGGGCCUCUCCUGAAAGUGGAGCCAGGAGGGAAAACAAUGAAGCAAUGUCCGGCGCUGGAGAAAAUCUUUAAACAAGUAGCAGGGAGCCGUCUACACUGCCCUACCAUGGGAACCCAAAAGCCGCGAAUUCUGCCCUGGUUGGUGUCACAGCUGGACCUGGGGCACCUGGAGGGCGUGGCCUGGCUGGACGGGAGCCGCAGGCGCUUCCGCAUCCCUUGGAAGCACGGCUUGCGGCAGGAUGCCCAGCAGGAGGACUUCGGCAUCUUCCAGGCCUGGGCCGAGGCCAGUGGUGCCUAUACCCCUGGGAAGGAUAAGCCGGAUCUGCCAACCUGGAAGAGGAAUUUCCGGUCUGCCUUGAACCGGAAGGAAGUGUUGCGUUUAGCAGAGGACCGGAGCAAGGACCCCCAUGACCCGCACAAGAUCUACGAGUUUGUGACAGGAGUUGGCUACUUUCCUGAGUUGGAUACCUCUCCAGACACCAACAGCAGAUGCAGUGCCUCUGAUACCCAGGAAGACAUUCUGGAGGAGUUACUGAGUGACUUGGUCUUGGUCCCAUGCCCAGAUGGGGGGUUCUCAAGCCUGGCGGUAGCCCCUGAACACCCCCCCCAGUUCUUACCGACCCCUGGCUUGGACAGCCCUGUUCCCUGCCCAAACUUGGAAUCCCCUGAAAACCCACUGAAACGGCUGCUGGUGCCUGAGGAAGACUGGGAGUUUGAGGUGACUGCCUUCUACCGGGGCCGCCAAGUCUUCCAGCAGACUGUCUUCUGCCCAAGGGGCCUGCGGCUAGUGGGGCCAGAAGCAGGGGACAGCGCACUCCCAGGGCAGCCAAUAAGACUGCCAGACCCUGGGGUGUCCCUGACAGACAGGGCCGUGAUGGGCUACGUGAGGCGUGUGCUGAGCUCCCUGGGCGGAGGACUAGCUCUGGGGAGGGCGGGGCAGCAGCUCUGGGCCCAGAGGCUGGGGCACUGCCACACAUACUGGGCCGUGGGCGAGGAGCUACUCCCGGACAGCGGUCAUGGGCCCAACGGCGAAGUCCCCAAGGACGAGCAAGGAGCCGUGUUCGACCUGAAGCCCUUCGUGUCAGGACUCUCUGCAGCAGUGGAGAUGGCCUGCAUCUGCCCUGUCCAUUAUGGUAGCCACCAGCCACAGGUGGCUAUGCAGUACUUAGGUGAGGGAAUAGAGCUGAGUUUUAAGUUUUGGUUUUCAUGAGUUACAAUUUAAAUAGCUACAACUAAUGGCUGGCUACAUAUCAGAAAGCCUAGCCUUCUUCUGGGGUUAAAGAGCAACUCGUACUCCACAGUCACAGGGGGAGUGACUCCCUGCCCAGGCCUGCUUCUUCCUCCCAAAUGCUGAGGCUCGGGUCAGGACAGAGCUUGCAGCCCCACUCCGGUGGGAGGGAGGAGGAGCAUUUAAGUCUGGGCCAGAACUGUGGGGACAUUCCCCAGGUCUCUAGCCCCUGGUGAUGGUGGCAGAGGUGCACAUGCCAGAGGAGCAGGUGAAGAUCCUACUCCAGUGGGUGGGAGAGGGCACGCACAGGGCUGCUUCCCACUCCUGAUGAGGCUUCUGGGC